AUCAAAAAGGCUCUGCAGAGUGAGCAGGCCAACACUGCUUACCUCUGCAGCCAGCGGCCAGCCGGCAACCCUUACCUGCUCCCUUCUCUUGCCCAGCUGGGCAAGUAAACAGCACUCUGCUUAGAGAAGCCUAGCUCUCCAGCGUGAUUGCGCCCACACUGCUCUGUGGCUUUCUCUACUUGGUGUGGGUUGCUGCUGAAGUUCCAAAGGCCAGCAGAGGGAUGGCUGCCAGCAGAGCCAGGAGACAGGAAGGCCGCCGGGAGCAUGCCUUCAUCCCAGAGCCUUUUGAUGGGGCCAAUGUAGCCCCCAGCCUCUGGUUGAACCGCUUUGAGGUCAUCAACGACCUCAACCAUUGGGACCACACCACCAAGCUCAGGUUCCUGAAAGAGUCGCUCCGGGGAGAUGCCCUAGAGGUCUACAAUGGACUCAGUCUCCAGGACCAGGGUGACUACGGGGCUGUGAGGGAGACCCUUCUGAAGGCCUUCGGGGGCCCCAGUGCCACUCACAGCCACCAACCCAAAGAGAUCCUGUUCGCCUACAGCAUGGGGAAGGGCUACUACCUCAAGGGGAUGAUUGGCCCGGUCCAGGUGAGGUUCCUGGUGGACUCCGGGGCCCAGGUCUCUGUGGUCCACCCGAAAUUGUGGGAGGAGGUCACCGACGGCGAUCUGGAUACCCUGCGGCCCUUUGAGAAUGUGGUGAAAGUGGCCAAUGGGGCUGAAAUGAAGAUCCUGGGCGUGUGGGACACGGUGAUCCGCCUGGGCAAGCUGAAGCUGAAGGCCGAGUUCCUGGUGGCCAACGCCAGCGCGGAGGAGGCCAUCAUCGGCACCGACGUGCUGCAGGACCACAACGCGGUGCUGGACUUCGAGCACCGCACCUGCACGCUCAAGGGCAAGAAGUUCCGCCUGCUGCCGGUCGGCGGGAACCUGGAGGAUGAGUUCGACCUGGAGCUCAUCGAGGAGGAGGAGGGGCCCUCCGUGGAGGGGCGGCAGCAGCACUCCCAUUAAAGCCCCCCAAGAUUGGCAGGGAGACUCACCACGGUGGGGGGCACACAUCCUCGGGGAGCCCCUGGGCCUGCCGGCCUCCCCUCUCUCGGCGGGGGCCUUGCUCUGCCCCUGGUGGGGGAGGCCUCAGGGAAAGAGCAGGGGAAGGAGAGCAGGCCGGCGUGUUCGGAGAGAGGGUCCCCACGGUGGCCGAGCUAUGGUUGGUAGCGAAGACGGGAAGGCUGAAGAAGCUUCCCAGGAGUUGGACGAAUCUGUCUUUGAGAGAGGACCGCGGGACCACUGCAUAUCCCCUAGGAUGUGGUUCUGUCACCUGCAAGUCCACGAAGCCUGCUCAGCUGGGCUGGGUCCUUGUCUGCAGGACCCUUCGGAGCCAGACCCAGCUUUCAGGCUGGGUGACAGUUGCCCUGAGACGCCUCCCUGGUGAGCCUUCCCACCUGCUCAAUGGUAUGUUUCCCUCUGUCAUUUGCUUCAAAACCUGUUGAUCCUUGUGCCAAUAAUUCAAUUACUUCAAAACCAAUAAAGAUCAGUUCAUG
Sciurus carolinensis (gray squirrel) is the source of this 1534-nucleotide messenger RNA. RefSeq names its product aspartic peptidase retroviral like 1 (gene Asprv1). Gene Ontology annotation, biological process: proteolysis. Gene Ontology annotation, cellular component: membrane. The coding region runs from base 222 to 1004 and encodes 260 amino acids. Lineage: Eukaryota; Metazoa; Chordata; Mammalia; Rodentia; Sciuridae. The record is from RefSeq and is a predicted model, not a curated record. Gene Ontology annotation, molecular function: aspartic-type endopeptidase activity. The transcript has a single exon.